CGAAACAGUGAACGAGAAGUAUUGAUUUUUUUAACUUUUGUUCUUUCUUUUUUUUUUUUUAUUAUAUUAGCUCGCUUCUUGCAAUCCUUACAUUAUUAAUUUAUCAAAUCACCACAGACCUACCGACCCAUUAGAUGAAGCAGAGCCACAUCUUUUUAUGGGCCUUAUUUUUUGGCUCUUCAACAAUUUGCCAAGCUAGAAGAGUAGAACUCGAUUGGAAUUUAGGAUAUGAAAUUAUCAAUCCUGAUGGACUGCAUGAAAGAAGGGCGAUCACCAUUAAUAAUCAAUGGCCACCUGAGCCUGUCAAAUUAACCAUCAACGAUACACUUGUUAUUCAUGUUCAAAAUGACCUUAAUGAACCAACAACACUUCACGCACACGGCUUAUUACAAAACCAUGGUACUAAUACGCACGACGGUGCAGCUAUGGUGACUCAAUGUCCCAUUCCUCCCCAUUACAACUUUACUUAUGAAUAUCCUGUGACACAAGCUGGGACUUUUUGGAUCCAUAGCCAUUUCAAAGUGCAGUAUAUGGAUGGUCUACGGGUACCUUUAAUAGUAACGGACCCUAACGAUCCUUAUAGCUAUGACGAAGAAGAGAUUAUUACAGUGUCAGACUGGUACCAUGAGGACUCCUAUACAAAUCUUGAACAAUAUAUGAACGAGGAAAAUAUUGAAGGUGUUGAACCAGUGCCGCAAUCCGGCUUAAUCAACGACCACAUCAACUCAACAUUCCACUUUAAACCUGGAAAGACCUACCGAAUUCGCUUGAUUAAUAUGUCUGGCCUUGCUGUAUUUAAAGUGGCAAUAGAUGAUCAUGAAAUGACUGUUAUUGAAGUCGACGGUGUCCUCACAGAACCUGUCGAAACAGCCAUGGUUUAUAUGGCUCCCGGUCAGCGUAUUUCCGUUUUAUUAAAGACAAAGGAUACGACUGAUGUUAAUUAUCAUUUACGUGCUUCCAUGGCUCCUGUUAUGUUUGACUAUAUUCCCGAGGAUCUGGAUUUAACUGUAGUUGCACCUGUUUACUAUGACGAUUCCCACAGUAACUUUGCUCCAAAAGAUGACUCCAAGCCUACCCGUUAUGACGAUGGUGCGAUUUUCCCCUUGAAAAAAGCACCCUUGUUGUCUCCUGUCAAUCGUCAGAUCAACAUGACUAUCGCUUUUAUGAAACAUACUGACGGUUUGAAUCACGGAUUAAUUAACGAUCGUCCUUAUUUACCACCGUUAGUCCCCACAUUGCAUACUGUCUUUACCGUGGAACCUAAAUCUCUCGUCAAUAAUACUGACAUUUAUGGUCCUCAGACCCAAGUCUCCCUCUUGGAGCUGAAUGAUAUUGUAGAAGUGGUUAUCAACAAUUUAGAUGAUAGUCCCCAUCCUUUCCAUUUGCAUGAUCACAUGUUUCAAGUGGUCGCUCGUGGCUCCGACGGUGUUUAUGAUCCAAAUCGCCAUAAAGCCAUUUAUCCCGAAAAUCCCACGUUUCGUGACACCAUUGGUGUUCCCAGUAACGGAUUUGCCGUCUUACGGUUCCGUGCCGAUAAUCCAGGCGCUUGGAUUUUCCAUUGUCAUGUAGAUUGGCAUGUACCGGCUGGUCUGGCUGCGGUCUUCAUUACCGCUCCACAGACAGUGCGGGAGAAAAUGACUUUUCCUCACGAGUUAAUCGAACUAUGCAAAGUAGGUGGACAACCGGCCAAAGGCAAUGCAGCGGGCAAGCAAGGUCUGGACUUGGAAGGCGCACCUGAUGGUGUCCGACCUAUCGAUGAAUUAGUGAACAAUAGUAAGAGGGAUUGGAUGAUCACAGGUCUAAUAGCUACGCUGAUUGGUGUUAGCACGAUUGUCUGGCAUACUUGGGUAGACCCAGGCCCAGUUGAUGAAGAUAGUGAGAGAGAAGACGAACGCAAACCCUUGAUGGCAGAAAAAAGAAAAGACGAUCAAGUAUCUUCUCUUUAACACAGUAACAUGAAGCCGUAUCUUCUUUCAUUACUAUAUAGCCCAAUUAGAAUCCGUAAUACAAGUACAUUAUCUGUUACUACAAUUUGUAAUAACGCAAUUUCCUUUAGUAUUUAAUAUAAGCGCAAAAACUACCUGAUUAUUUUUCUGCUGUUAAGAUUAGUAUAGACAAGAAUGAGAGCAGGAGACAUUUAAAGACGAACAGAGUAAAGGGGCACAAAGGACGAGACAAGCGAAAACGAGG
Molecule: messenger RNA, 2190 nt
Organism: Mycotypha africana
Lineage: Eukaryota; Fungi; Mucoromycota; Mucoromycetes; Mucorales; Mycotyphaceae
Product: Cupredoxin
Exons: 8
Coding region: 135-1946 (603 amino acids)
Biological process (GO): monoatomic ion transport
Molecular function (GO): copper ion binding; oxidoreductase activity
Source: RefSeq, a predicted model, not a curated record